AUGGAAAACCCUGAUGAGGAGCUUGCUGGGGCUGAGGGCGUGUCCGAGUACCCUGCUUCUAGGAGGUGCAUCUGGCACCUUUCCAGUAGCAAUACCUACAAAGGUUGUGGCAUAACAGCGUCAGAUUCUGGCAGAAUUCAUAAGCGAAUCCACACGGGAGAAAGACCAUACAAGUGUCCUCACUGUGAGAAGGGCUUCAGCCACGGAUCUCAUCUGAAGAGACAUGUGCGUGUUCACACCAAUGAGAGACCGUAUCAGUGCAGUGAAUGUGGGAAAACCUUUAUAGACUCAGGCUCUCUAAAAUCACACCAAAAUAUACACUCUGAUGAGAAACCGUAUCAGUGCAAACACUGUGACAAACGAUUCCGUCAGAUUUCUCAUCUGAAUCGUCACGAGAGGAUUCACACCGGAGAGAAACCAUAUCUGUGCUCCGACUGCGGGAAGAGCUUUUCUGAUCCACGUUCUUUUGUAUAUCAUAAGCAAGUCCACACUGGAGAAAAACCGUGUCACUGCAGCUUCUGUGGGAAGAAUUUCAGUAAACAUAGUACUUUACAAAACCACAAGAGGACUCAUACUGGAGAAAGACCGUUCAAAUGCUCACAGUGUGACAAGACGUUUGCUCGAUCAGACGUCCUGAAGGUCCAUCAGCGAGUUCAUACAGGAGAGAAACCUUACUCCUGCUCCAUCUGCGGCGAGAGAUUCGCUUAUUUAGGUAGUUUUCAGACCCACCAGAACAAACACGCUAAAGAACAAACUGCUCCAGAAUCAUCAGAGUGA
Molecule: messenger RNA, 777 nt
Organism: Cyprinus carpio (common carp)
Lineage: Eukaryota; Metazoa; Chordata; Actinopteri; Cypriniformes; Cyprinidae
Product: zinc finger protein 525-like
Exons: 3
Coding region: 1-777 (258 amino acids)
Source: RefSeq, a predicted model, not a curated record